This is a messenger RNA of Motacilla alba alba, 4979 nucleotides long. RefSeq lists its product as uncharacterized. The record is from RefSeq and is a predicted model, not a curated record. The coding region runs from base 144 to 1097 and encodes 317 amino acids. The transcript is spliced from 5 exons. Gene Ontology annotation, biological process: regulation of apoptotic process. NCBI's taxonomy places the organism in Eukaryota, Metazoa, Chordata, Aves, Passeriformes, Motacillidae.
GCCGGGGCGGGGCGCGGGCGGACAAAAGGGGCAGUCGGGCAGGAUCAGCGCCGUGAGCGGCCGGCGCGGGGGGCGCGGGGAGCCCCCUCUGCUGACGCUGCUGUGUGCCCGCGACGCGGCGGGGACUGCGGGCCCAGAGUAAGAUGUCUCAAAUCAGAAGAACCCCCAGGCACUUUGUCCUCUCCAGCUAUCCUAAUGGAGCACCAGAAGAGGAAACCUACAGUAACCUCCAAACAAUUCCAGACACCACAGAGCAAAUGGAGUUUAAUAUCAGCUCAGCUACUCAGGUUGGCCAUCAGCUGGCCCUGAUCGGGGAUGAAUUUAACAGGAGGUACCACAGGACAUUAGAAGAAACACUGCUUCAUCUGGCACGAGUGGUUGCUAUCAGUGUUUUCCAGACAUGGAAUGUUAUUAAAAGUGUUACAAGAAGCUGUGGAGAUGUGAGCAGUAACUGGACAAAGUGGAUCACUGGCUAUGGAGGCUGGGCUGAAAUUUCUCAUUUAAAGAGUACCCAAAUCCCAGACAACUUGUGGGGUUUUGUUCAGAGGAGAGGCACCUGCCACUAUCAGAUGCUGGAAGGGUCUCCCUGGGGAGAUGAGCAGAGCUGCUGCCAGCAGUACAUACCCAGAGAAGAGAGGAGGAUUUCUUUAGUGCCUGGAGCCCCCAGUAAAACUGACCCCCUCUGCAUUUCUGCAGCAGAACCGGACCAUGAUCUCAGACCCACACUGACCUCCCACAUGGGCACUCUUUUAGUUUCCUUGCACCUUCUUUUUGCUGCUUGUUUUCUAAUUACCAACCCCUUACUUCCCACAGACUUGCAGGCUUCCUGUCAGGUGCCUCUGCCAGAAGCUGGUGCCUGCAGCCUUGCUUGUUGCUGCCUUUUGGUGGGCCAUGAAUUAUGGACUGUAGAAUUAGCACACAGAAUUACCACAGGAGGUCAUUGCUGGACACUGACCAACAUCACUAACACCGCAGUGGUGGCAGCUGGUUUGUUUUUCAAAUUUACACUGAUAAAAAUCUCUUUAAUAUUUAAACCUAGGCGAGUGCUGGGUCACUGCUGUUUCAUAUCUUUUUUAAAGAAAAAACUUUUAAAAUAAGGAGGUUGUUGCUGGAUAACUGCCUGACUUGCUAGUUUUGAAAUGUGACUCCAGGCAACUAGAAAGUCUGUCCUUUUUGUGUUUAUUUUAAUGCAAUAUAAAGUGUCUAUUUCCUAUAAAUGAGUUUGUUAAAGAGAUUCUCGAUGUGAAGAAAACUGAAGGCAUGCUGGCCAUCCUUUAAAUUUUAACACUGUAAAAGCAAUAGUAAAGAUUAAAACCAUAAUACUUUUUAAAAAUUAAAUUGUUGCUUCAAACCUUUUGCAGUGUCUGCUUUAUUUUCCAAGUCUCUGCUAUCACACAUUAAUGGCAGUAUCUUCUGCCCCUUUUCAAAGUAAAACUAGGAGCUGCCCAGAACAAAACCCGAGAAUUGAUGGAUUCUGAGAAGGGAUUUUCUCAGAGGAUGCGUAUCUUUUUGUGAGGCACAUGCUUGGAGGGAAUAGAAGCCUGAGGGGAACAUGAGCACAACUUACAGGGUGGAGAUGGCCAAGGUGUCACCCUCCUGGAAUCCUUGGGUCGCCAUUAGGGCACAGCUGAAUUUUUCCUCUCUCAACAUCUCCCAUUUGUGCCUGGUUAUUCUCUCUGUAUCUGAGCGCAUCUUUUCUUUUUAUUGUUGAAUCUGGUUUUCAGUAUCCAGCUAUAGACUCUCUCAAUGAGAGAAAAUGAAAGUGCAGCUCUGUGGUUUGGAUAUUCCCCUCAGCACAGGGGAUGCCUGCUUUUUGCCCAGAAAAGCAACUCCUACCCUUUUAAAACAGGAAAAUGCAAUAUUCAAUGGAUUUGUGAUCUAAGCACUCAUCAGAGAAGUUGGAGUUUCAAGUUUGAGUCUCUGCUUUAAAUCAGACAAGGAAUUGAAACCCCUCUUUAAGAAGACAAAUGCCAAAUCCAGCCAGAUUUAAGCAUGUUGAUGAACAUGCUUCCUCUCUUUAAUGAAUGGUGCCUAAAUCCCAUUAUGAUGCUAACUGCCCAUCUCAAAAAAUGUUUCUGGGAAAAAAAAUUGAAGCUUGACUAAACUAUUUCAUUUGACUGUUUCUUGCAAAGGAUUUUGAAAUAUCUUUGAAUGACUUGAAAUACAGAGCAAAAGGAAAGCAGGCAAAGAAGGAAUAUAAAGGGUGAUGGCUCCAGCAUACCCUAGAAAUUCAAGCAGCAGCAUAUAUUCCAGUGCCACAUUUUUCCAAAAUGCUCUCAAGCUGAUGUGCCCUUCAGCAGCAGGUCGGCAAGUUUUUUCUAGAAAAGGACAGUUCACGCACCUGGAACUGGAGUCACACACAGGCCAGAAGAUGGCCCACAUAGCCAAAAAAACAGACUAAAGUUUUAUCAAUGAAUUGACUGUUCUAUUGAGCUCUAUAAUAGCAGUGUGAUAGAAAAAUAUGUUAAAGUUAUUAUUUAGCAAAGAGUAAAAUUUAACAUCAGGAGGGUCUAAUAAAUGAACUAUUCGUGUGUAAUAAAAGUACCAGCUGUGAAAAAAAUUGACUCUUCCCAGCUGAAUCAAUUUAAUACUAUAAAAAAAUUAUUUCUAGAUAAAUAACGUUUAUGCACAGGGGAGCAAUGAUGAACAGGAGACUCUUCACUGCCUAUUUUAUCCAAGACCUUUGUGGGGUGACUGCUUUUUCCCACUCUUGUGUUGAAUCACAAGAGAGGGGAAUUUCAUCAUCCAGCAUGUAUGGAGCAAAACAGAGUCUCAAGGAAUACAAAAUUCAAUCCCAGCAAAGAAACAAGUGAAACACAAAGCAAAUGGCAUCAAAAGCCACAGCAAUCAGCACUAACUGGAGUAGCAGGGAGCAGUCGGUGCCAGGCUCCUGUUUCACCUGUGGAACACAGUUAGUUAAUCCUUUGGUCACAGCCCCAGUGACUCAGGGGACGCAACGUUAAUUCUGCUUUUUUUCACUGCACACUUCCUCAUAUGUGACAGCAUUUAUGGCACUUGAUUUUCUUCCACAUCCUGUUAUGCUUGUUCAUAGGCGAAGGAGCCACACUGGUUUCUCACCUCUCAGACAUUCAGUUUCCAGAAGCAGAGGGGAUAGAGGAGCAAGAGCAUUAAAGAAAUGCUGUGAGAUCCAGGACUUGUAAUUACUUGGGCACUCUCUGCCCAGGCACAGGCAAUGUUACAGUACACGUGAGGUGAGGCUGUGCUGAUGGGCACCACACAAAAUCAAGCCCUGAACACUCUCCAUACAGAGGUACAAACAUCUCCAUCACACUUCCUCUGCUCCUAGGAAUUGCAACAUCAGCACAAGAGCAUGAUUCCCUCUGGCUUCUGGUUUUGGAGACACAAAGCUCACUGAGGAGCAGCCUUGGCUCAACCACCGCACAGAAGAAAAGCAAACACCCAACAGUGGUGAUGGGUCCUUCUUCUCACUAAUUAAACAAGACCCACAACAUUAGAAUGCUCUUAUGAUACAGAUUUCCCUUCAGCAUUCUUCAGCUGACAAAAUUGCAAAGGUUAUCAGUUUUUUGCAAACAAGAGAUUUCUAGCAUGGAUUUCUGAAAGAACUUUAAUUCCCAGCAAAGUGUACAACAAUGUGAAAUGAGGGGGAAAAAAAGGAAAAAAAAUAUGGCAAGAACACUGCAAAUAGAAAACAGGUCUCCAACAUUUCCUCAGAAAAGUUAAAUAAUUAAGAAAGUCUAGAACUUUCAAAGCACUAAAAUUAGUGCCACCAACAUACCACGCUCAGUUUCAACUACCAUAAAAGCUGGUUUGAAAGUCAUCAACACUGCAUUUGGUCCUACAAGGUGCGGUCAGAAACCUCUAACACAGGACAAUCCAGUGUUUAAUAAUAUGAAUAGGAUUUAGUUGGCAAUAUUCUAACCAAUAAUUCUAACUGAAGAUUUUGGUAUGCUUUUCUGAAUAAUUAACACCUUACCUGUUACACAGGAACCUUCACUGAAAUAAUUUUCUUUACAGUUUUUCCAACCUUUAAUCAUCAGCAUCUUCAUUUUCACCAGCUGAAUGGUGACGCUGAAAAACUGCAGUACUUUACUAAUUGUUAAUGUUUACACAUGCUUAAAGUGGAAUUUGUACUGUGAGGGCAGGCACAGCUGCCAGCUGCAGUCCACAAAAGAACUGUUUAAUAAUACAGCCCACUUAGCAAUGAUAAUAAGGGCCAGUGUUUUUAUUUCACUCUCCCUGUCAUAAAUGUGAAGUUACAGAAUGAUUGGAACUGUAAUUGGAAGUUCUCCUGCAUUUCAUAAUACAUUAUGGAAGAUGCUGUCAGUCCUUUGAUUUAAGUAAUAUAUCCUAAUUUUUUUUCUAUCUGUUAAAUACAGCAUUAAAAUACCAAAAUAAAAAAUACAAACUGGGUAAUGGGAAGCUCUUUCCAGGAGGGUUUGGGACAACCUUCUGCUCUCCAGCUCAUCGCUUCCUGCUGCCAGGAAAUGUACAUAAUAUUUUUGUAAAGCUUUUUUUCCCAAUGAACAUUUCUUGUGUAACUUAGCACAACCAGUGUGGCAUUGGGCAACUGGAGGGAAAGUUGCUUCCAUCCACAUGUGGACAGAGCCAAUAAUGAUGCACCCCAAAGCAUUAAAAACAGCAAGAAAAGCUUCAGUUUAUUUAUAGUUUAACCUUAAGAAAAUAAUGUUUCUAGUAACAUCAUCUGUCUCACUCAGCUGCUACCUGGCAAUGUGGACACAGAGUAAGAGAAUUUUACAUAGAUGAACAUCCCAUAAGCCAGCUGAGUAAGAAAAUGGGAACAUCAACACACUGAAAGCCCUCCCAACAAAUGGCUCCUCUAAAUGCACCCUCCAGCCUAGAGCAGAGCCCUCCACAACCUGAAGCCAGCAACCCCUGCAUUCCUGCAGAUCCCUGCACCGGACACCAAGGGUACCAACUGGAACCUGAAUCCACAUCCAUAAAACUCCCCCAAAAAACAACCAAACAAAACCAAACAA